Schizophyllum commune H4-8 is the source of this 569-nucleotide messenger RNA. RefSeq lists its product as uncharacterized. The record is from RefSeq and is a predicted model, not a curated record. The coding region runs from base 24 to 251 and encodes 75 amino acids. Gene Ontology annotation, biological process: mitochondrial electron transport, cytochrome c to oxygen. NCBI's taxonomy places the organism in Eukaryota, Fungi, Basidiomycota, Agaricomycetes, Agaricales, Schizophyllaceae. The transcript has 3 exons.
AUACCUUUUCCUUGUCCAGAACCAUGUCUGCCGUAUUCGCCCGCUCUGCCCUUCGCGCCCAGGUCUUGGGCCGCUCUGGCCUGCACUCUAGUGCAGUCGCCCGCAGCGCCGCCAAGGAAGCCGAUGGCUCGCACUUGCCUUUCAGCGUCAACAACAAGGCUGCGUUUGGGACCAAGCUCGGUCUCUUCAUGAGUCUCGGCUUUGGACUCCCCUUCAUUGCUGCUGCAUGGCAGAGGUAUAAGGCGCAGUAGAUCUGCCUUCCUCUUGCUUCGCAUUGUCCGUAUCCUGCAUAGAUCGCAAUAUAUCAUACACUCUGCACUUGGAAAUGCUGUCGUAUGCUCCAUCGCCCGAUCUCGCGCCGUUGAACCGCCGUCAGGCUUUGAAUUCGGACAAGAAUUGAUCGACAUCCCUCUCCGCUUUUCCCAUUCCUGCUGUACGACAGGUGCACGUCCUCGCGACCAAACCGGGGUCUCUAUCCAACUUGUUGAGGGCAAUCGAUGACGCCCCCCUCGCUGCCAGAACGCCGUUGACCGCUGUCUUGCUGGCGAUCACAGCACCAUGCAAAAGGA